AGGACUAUUGUUUGAAAUAUUUAUGCGUUGCUUGUCUUGGGCAAGGAGGUUCACUCGGCGAGUUUUACAAUUAUUAAUAGGUAGAUUCAUAAAGAAUAAUACAAAAUAAGUUUUGUUGGCAAAAACGACGUUUUCGGGGAACCAUAGUCCAACAAAAGGUGAACAUUUUUAACCGUUCCUCCUUCUACAGAUGCCUCUUGAUGAGAAUUUCAAACAGGAUUACAAACACCCAGAUUUAGAUCGCCCAUCCGGAUGAAAAUAAAGUGAGAAAACCAGGAAACAGCGCGCUCCCUCACCUUUCGAUGCAGCCAGGAAACCAUCAGAGUAUCUUUCUCUUAGACAAAAGCAGCGAACUAUAAACACGACAAACUCUAGAGAUGCUGGAAUCUAACGCAACACGCAAAAUAUCGGAGAAACUCUGCAUGUCAGCAACAUCAAUGGAAAUAAACGGACAGUCGACCUCUCGGACCGAGGAAACGGGCAUGCGCGUUACAACUGGAAGCCCGUAAAUGCCCGGGAGUUCUAGACUUGCCGAUAUGGACGAACAACCUAAAUUUAAAAAGGGUUAUAUCCAGCGUUCGCUAUUCGUGUUUUUGAUGUUGUUAACUCUGACACUGGUCUGUCUAACCCUGCAGAAUACAAAGAGGAAAGCCUGAAAGGAGCAAAUAUCCAGCUCCAAAAAGUAAUUCCACAACACAGCAGGAAGGGACAACGGAGGAGAUCGAUUGGGUACAUGGGCUGGUGAAGAUUGGCUAUCAGUAUCACAGCUUCACUCCUGAAGAAAGAUUGGAGGGUUCAGCCCUGAUGAAACUGAUUGAAUGGCCAAAGCCUCCCAAUGCUGAAGUUCCCUUUCAGAAAAGCAGUGACCCAUCACAUACUUGCUUUGUUAUUUUAAAUUCUAGCAAGACUUUCUAUGUGGGAGAUCAGUUACAGGUGAUGGUGCGUAUGUACAAUUUUGAAGGCAAACCAAAGCAAUAUGGGGGUGACUAUCUCCAAGCCCGGAUCCACACUCCAGAGUUGAAAGCUGGUUCAGCAGGAACGGUUAUAGAUCACCAAAACGGAUUUUACUAUAUAAAUUUUAAUUUAUUCUGGGCAGGAAAAGUCCAAGUGUCUGUUUCAUUGGUUCAUCCCAGUGAAGGGAUCCAAGUACUUUGGAGACUUCGUGAAGAACAGCCAUUUAGAAUAUAUUUGACAAGUACCUUCAAAUAUGGGGCUUCUUCAGAGGAUACGAUAUGCAAUGUAUUUUUACCUCAAACUAAACCACUUUGUAACUUUACUUAUCAUAACACUGGGGAGCCGUGGAUUUGCUACAAACCAAAGAAUCUUCCCUGCUCUUCUGAUGUCAGCUAUGGAAAAGCAGGAUAUGUGAAGCUACUUUUGGCGGGGGAAGACCUCAGAUAUUUCCAAAUUGGAGUCAAUAUCAAGAGAUCCAUAUUACCCUGUGGCAUUGGUCAUGUAAUCGUGAAGCCGUCCCCACGACAAACUACAGAUCUCGGUGAAUGUGUUCGGGGGAAGCCAAUGGUAUCACCGUCUGGCUUUUAUUUUAAGAACCAGUGGACAUCAACGACCUGUAAUAUUCAUCAGUUUGACACUCCUGCAAUAAUUACAAAGUGCCUUCGUGGGAAAAAAGUGUAUCUGCUUGGAGAUUCUACAGUACGCCAGUGGUUUGAAUACCUGACUGCUUUCCUUCCAGAUCUUAGAAAGUUCAAUCUUGGCAAUCGUACUAAGGUUGGCCUUUUAUGUGCUUUGGACAAAGAAAACAAUAUCCUGCUGGAACAUCAUGCUCAUGGCCCACCAAUGCAAUUCAGAAGUCUUUCAAGUCAUCAUCUGUACUAUAUUUCAAAAACAUUGGAUGAAAUUGAAGAAAGGAAAAAUAUAGUUAUUGCCAUCACCUUAUGUGCCCAUUUCAACACUUUUCCGGUGGAUGUCUACAUCAGAAGGCUGCAGUAUAUCCGGAGAUCGAUUCUGCAGCUGCUCAGCAGGAAUCCAGAUACAGUGAUUGUUAUAAAGACUGGGAACGUACGGGAACCUAAAGCAGGUUAUAUACUUAACUACAAUGACUGGUUCUCUUAUCAACUCGAUGUAUUGAUGAGAAGAAUAUUUGCACACAUGAAUGUUGCAUUUGUGAAUGCAUGGGAAAUGACCGUAGCCCAUUACCUGCCCCACAACAUACACCCUCAACGAAUUAUUAUAAAGAAUGAAAUAGAUGUGUUUCUUUCAUAUGUGUGCCCUUCUGAUAAGGAAUAAAGGUAUUUGUUUACCAUGCAAAGCAAAAUCUACACAAUGACACUGGAAAUAGACCUAGGACAUAAACACAGAAAUCUACAGCCCAUUACAGGCCCUUCAGCCCACAAUGUUGUACUGACCAUGUAACUACACUAGAAACUGUCAAGAAUUUCCCUACCGCAUAGCCCUCUAUUUUUCUGAGCUCCAUGUAUCUAUCUAAGAAUCUCUUAAGACCUUAUUGUAUCUGCAUCUGCCACCAUUGCUAGCAGUGCAUUCCAUCAACCCACCACUCUUUGUGUGAAAAGCUUACCUCUGACAUCCCAUUAUACUUACUUCCAUGCACCUUAACACUAUGCCCCCUCGUAUUCGCCAUUUCAGCCCUGGGAAAAAGUUUCUGGCUAUCCACACGAUCAAUGUCUCUCAUCAUCUUACACACCUCUAUCAGGUCACCUCUGUCACGCUAAGGAGUAAAGGCCAAGUUCACCUAGCCUAUUCUCAUAAGGCAUGCUUCCCAGGCAACAUCCUUGUAAAUCUCUUCUGCACUCUCUCUACAGUAUCCACAUUCUUCUUGUAGUGAGGUGAUCGGAACUGAACUCUGUGGGGUCUGACUAAGGUCUUGUGUAGACAUAACAUUGCCUCACAAUCCCAUGGGUUUGCCAAUGCAUCAUAUGCCUUAACAACACUGUCAAUCUGCCCAGACCACAAGAUGUCUCUGAUCCUCCACACUGCCAAGAGACUUACCAUUAAUAUUACAUUCUGUCUUCAAAUUGACCUACCAAAAUGAACCACUUUACACUUUUCUGGAUUGAACUCCAUCUGCCACUUCUCAGCCCAGUUCUGCAUUUUAUUGAUGUCUCACUAUAGCCUCUGACAGCCCUCCAGAUGAUUCACAACACUCCCAACUUUUGUGUUGUCAGAAAACUUGUUAAUCCACCCUUCUAUUUCCUCAUCCAGGUCAAUUAUAAAAAUCACAAAGAGGAGGGGUCCCAGAACAAAUCCCUGUGGGACACCACUGGUCACCGUCCUCCAUGAAGAAUACAAACACACUGCAUUCUGUGGGAAAGAUCCACAAACAAGGUCUCCUUGGAUCCCAUGCCUCCGUACUUUCUGAAUGAGCCUUGGAUGGGUAACCUUAUCAAAUGCCUUGUUGAAAUUCAUAUAUCCGGCAUCCAUUGCUCUGCCUUCAUCAAUGUGUUUUGUUAGAUCCUCAAAAAAUUCAAUCAGGCUCCAAAGGCACAACCUGCUGACUAUCCCUAAUCAGAUUAUGUCUCUCCAAAUGCUCAUAAAUCCUGCCUGUUAGGAUCUUCUCCAACAACUUGCCCAUCACUUAAGUAAGACUGAUUGAUCUUUAGUUUCCUGGGUUAUCUCUACUCCCCUUCUCAAACAAGGGAACAACAUUUGCAACCCUUCAAUCCUCUGGUACUUCUCCUGUUCCUAUAGACAGAUCAUCACCAGACGCUCAGCAAUCUCCUCCCUCACUUCCCACAGUAGCCUUGGGUAUAUAUAAACAAGCUGGAUGGACUCAGCAGGUCGGGCAGCAUC
This is a messenger RNA of Hypanus sabinus (Atlantic stingray), 3768 nucleotides long. RefSeq names its product NXPE family member 3-like. The record is from RefSeq and is a predicted model, not a curated record. The transcript is spliced from 5 exons. The coding region runs from base 805 to 2247 and encodes 480 amino acids. NCBI's taxonomy places the organism in Eukaryota, Metazoa, Chordata, Chondrichthyes, Myliobatiformes, Dasyatidae.